Messenger RNA from Paramecium sonneborni, 544 nucleotides. The record is from the annotation of a GenBank genome assembly. NCBI's taxonomy places the organism in Eukaryota, Ciliophora, Oligohymenophorea, Peniculida, Parameciidae.
ACAGGACUCUGUGGAGUUCCUUAUAAUGCUAAAGAUAUUGAAUUCCAGUCUUUUGGAUCAAAACAGAAACUUGAAAAUAAUAAAGCUUUUGAAAUAUUUAGUUAUUCUUAUAUCUAUGUGUUUAUUUGAAUUGUUGCACAGGAUUUUAAAGUAAAAUUUGUACAAUUGUUGUUAAUUGAGUUAGUUUGAUCAGUUAUUCUUGAACAUGCUUGCAUAGAAGCUGUAAAAAUUUGUGAAUCAGUUUUCUAAAUUAUUGGAAUUCCAUAACUAUCAGACAAAACUAGAUAAAAGAGGAAGGAGUUUUACUCUAAUAGGAAUUCCUAUGUUGCAAUAGACAAAAUUAUAUUACUUCUGGAUUAGCUUAAUAUUAAAUAUUCUAAAGAACAUUUGGACUUUUACGAUCUAUCAUAUCAAUUACUAAGGAUAAGAAAGAAUAGUAAAUUAAUGCUAAGAUUCCAAUACUCAUUAGAACUCCAAAAGCAGUAUGAUAUUCAUUUUCUUUUUUGAUUUAUAAGUUAAUUUGAGAUCCAAACAUAUCUAUUGA